Hyposmocoma kahamanoa is the source of this 684-nucleotide messenger RNA. RefSeq lists its product as uncharacterized. Bases 1 to 684 code for a protein of 227 amino acids. Gene Ontology annotation, molecular function: catalytic activity. The record is from RefSeq and is a predicted model, not a curated record. The transcript has a single exon. NCBI's taxonomy places the organism in Eukaryota, Metazoa, Arthropoda, Insecta, Lepidoptera, Cosmopterigidae.
AUGCAUAUACGUCCGGAUCCAUUAGUGCUCCAAGUGAACCUCAACCACUCCGCCAGGGCACAGGACCUCCUGUGUCAAACCAUGGCGGAGUGGGAGAUUGACGUGGCGGUGGUCGCCGAGCCCUACUUUGUUCCCCCCAGGGGGAACUGGGCCGGCGACCAAAUUUCGACGGUGGCUAUAGUGGCGAGUGCGGCCGGCCCUUCUCUGGUGGUGAAGGAGCGCGGAGCCGGGUACAUCAUGGCGGGGUGGGGAGAGUUCACCCUAGUAGGGGUGUAUUUCUCCCCUAACCUCGCCCUUGCCCGGUUCGAAGCGUUCCUGGAGACCCUGGAGAGGGCGGUGAGGAGGGCCGCACCGACGCCGGUGCUGUUGGCAGGGGACCUCAACGCGAAGAGCGCAGCUUGGGGUUCCCCGGUGGCCAACAGCAGGGGGCCGAUGUUGGUGGAUUGGGCGGCGGCCUUAGGGCUGUGCGUCCUCAAUCGCGGCCAGACACACACUUGCGUGCGGCGAAAUGGGGGGUCGAUCGUGGACGUCACGUUCGCGACCCCCUCGUUAGCCGCACGCGUGUCUGGCUGGGAGGUGUUGGAGGACGCGGAUGAGGGUCUCCACAACGCCGCCCGUGAGGACAUCCACCACGGCCCUGGGGGGGGGAUUCCCCCGAUGGGCACUCACCCGCCUGGAUUGUGA